Molecule: messenger RNA, 6316 nt
Organism: Archocentrus centrarchus (flier cichlid)
Lineage: Eukaryota; Metazoa; Chordata; Actinopteri; Cichliformes; Cichlidae
Gene: nsd2
Product: nuclear receptor binding SET domain protein 2
Exons: 22
Coding region: 167-4114 (1315 amino acids)
Cellular component (GO): nucleus
Molecular function (GO): protein binding; histone methyltransferase activity
Source: RefSeq, a predicted model, not a curated record
GUGAGUAUUUUUCGCGCUGGUCGGCCUGAGAGUUUGAGUUUCCCGCAAGCUUUUGAUUCGACUUGAAUGAAAUCCUUCGCUUUACAUGAUGAUUAUGGCCACUUUUUCCCUUUAACCACCGAGAGGAGAUUCAGCAGCCCAGUGACCCUGGAGGGGGUUAGAAGGGAUGGAUAGCAAAGGUAGCUCCCUGCCUUCAAUGCCCGAACCAGCCAAUCCGAUCAGCAUGAAGCAGCCACCGGAGUCCCUCGGUGUACGGAAAGGUCGAGGGGACAUGAGCAGUGACCCAGCUCUGCUCAUGGACAAAGCUGCUGCACAGCUGGCUGCCACACUACAAGACAGCGUUCUUCAGAAGAUGGCUGGCCAUAACAACCACAGCCACGACAGGCUCAAAGACCUCACCUCCCGCAUGCUCAACGGCGACCAAGACUCGCUGCCCAAGCUUUGUACUCCUGAGCCACCUAUGCUUAAGGGUGCCGAAGCCCCUGCUACAAAUGGCACCCAUCAGCACAACUGCACUCCUCACACUGAAGCUGAACUGACAGUAACGAUACCCCAAGUGGUCACACAGCCGUUAUUUGAGCCAUGCUGUGCCAAUGGGACCAUUUUGUCCACAGCCACUGAAGGUACUAUAUCUGGAACCGAUGAGAGGCAAGAUAUGAAGAAAAGGAGGGGGAGAACUCUCAAAAUAAAUCCUCAAACAAACUUAAAUCCCUCUGACAUCCCAGUGGAGCCACUUGACCACACAAACAUUGUGGAGGGAAUCAGCAAGGAAGAGACUGAUGAGCCUGAUAGCAGGUCCGAGUUGAAAGAGGUGGUAGCAGAAGACUCUCCUGUGCUGAUCCGCUUCUGUGUUGGGGAUCUGGUUUGGACAAAGGUGUCAGGAUACCCCUGGUGGCCCUGCAUGGUGACCACAGACCCAGAAUUGAACAAUCACUUUAAACAGAAACAGAAAACCAACGAGAGGUCAGGCCUUCUUUACCAUGUGCAGUAUUUUGGAGAUGCCCCAGAGAGAGGCUACAUCUUUGAGAAGAACAUGGUGUCCUUCACUGGUGAGGAUCAAUACCAAGAGCUUAGCCAGAGCAACAAACAGCCAGCCUCUCGUGUCAGCUAUAAAAAGAUAACUCCCUCUGUACCACGUAAACUCCAGGCUCAGUGGAACAUGGGCAUCAUUCAGGCCAAGGAGGCACUCGACAUGUCUCUGGAUAAUCGUAUGGCGAACUUUGGAUUUCUAUAUGAUGACGACGGGCCUCAUCUGAACCCCCACAUUUUGGAGAAGUUGAAGCCGGAACAGAGUAACAAGAUAAACCAAAAAACUGAGAAUAGGCUUAACCCCAAUCUGCCCUUCCAACUGAAUCCCUCAAAGUCAGUACCAGGUGAACAAGCUGAACCAGUUGUACCUCAGAAGAAAAAGAGAAUAUCCAAACAGGGUCCUUCUCCCAUCAAGACAGCGAUGACAAAGAAGACCUCUGCAGUGGACAACACAUGUGAGCCUGUGAAGAAAAGGAAAACAAAGGUGGUUUCUUCAACAGAAGAUGUUUCAGAAGCAGCCUCACUUCCAGUUUCAGUUCCAGUUAAAAGGGAGCAAAAGAAGAUGUCUAAAAGGCCAUUAAAAGAUGCUAUGGCAGACAAGGAUCAGCAGUCUAAAAAGAGAUGCAAAAUGAGCAAAGAUGCUCAAAAACAGGCCUCGACUUCAGAAGGACCAGAAAAAAAGCGGAGGUGGACAAAGAAAACUGAUGUAAAAGAACCCAGGAAACGGCUGAAAAAGUCAAAAAGUCUCCUGACUGAUGAUCAAGAUGCAGAGAAACCAAAGCGCAAGAGAAAAAGGAAACAGGAUGGAGCAAAUCAGGCCACGCCCGCCAAGGCAAAGAAGAGGCGGUCCUCCCCGUGUCCUGAUCCUGAGGGUUCUGGGAGUGAAGGACGCCCUGAUUCUCCGAGUGACAGCUUAGACGGGACGAAGAAGGGUGAACGCAAAAAAGAGUGCGUCUGUCAGAUGUGUGAGCAGGCUGGUGAGGACCUGGUGCCCUGUGAAGGUCAGUGCUGUGGGAUGUUCCACCUCCGCUGUCUCGGUCUGACUCUCAAACCUGAUGACAAGCUGUUGUGUCAGGAGUGUAGCACAGGAAUCCACUCGUGUUUCAUUUGUAAGAAGUCGGAGGGCGAGGUCCGUCGCUGCCACGUCCCACACUGCGGCAAAUUUUACCACGAAGCGUGCGUCCGCCUCAACACCCUCACAGUGUUUGACAACAAGGGCUUCCGGUGCCCGCUUCACACCUGCCUGAGCUGCCACUAUGGCUGCCGCACAAAGCACAAGUCCACCAAGGGUAGGUUGAUGCGAUGCCUACGGUGCCCAGUAGCGUACCACGCUGGUGACCAGUGUGUGGCUGCAGGAAGUGAGAUGAUCACCAACACUACCAUCAUCUGUACCAACCACUUCAACGCCAAGAAGGGCUACAGCCACCACAGUCAUGUCAACGUCAGCUGGUGUUUCGUCUGCUCCAAAGGGGGACAGCUGUUGUGCUGUGAGUCUUGCCCGGCAGCUUUUCAUCCCGACUGCCUAAAUAUCGCUAUGCCUGAUGGGAGCUGGUUCUGCAACGACUGCCGAGCCGGAAAGAAACCCAAGUACAGAGACAUCAUCUGGGUCAAACUGGGAACAUACCGAUGGUGGCCGGCAGAGAUCCACCACCCAAGAAACAUUCCCACCAACAUCCAGCAUCUUCGACACGAGAUUGGAGAGUUCCCGGUCUUCUUCUUCGGCUCUAAGGAUUACUUCUGGACUCACCAGGGCAGAGUAUUUCCCUACAUGGAAGGCGACAGGGGAAGCAAACAUCAGAGGAACGGCAUUGGCAAAGUCUUCAAGAAUGCUCUGCUGGAGGCUGAAGCUCGAUUUAAGGAUAUAAAGAUGAAGCGAGAGGCUAAGGAAGCGCAGGAGAACAGCCGUAAACCACCUCCAUAUAAAUUUAUCAAGGUCAACAAACCUGUCGGCAAGGUUCAGGUCUACACCGCGGACAUUUCUGAGAUCCCCAAAUGUAACUGCAAGCCAACCGACGAGCGGCCGUGUGGCUUUGAGUCAGAGUGCCUAAACCGCAUGCUGCAAUAUGAGUGUCACCCUCAGGUGUGUCCCAGCGGGGAGCGCUGCUGUAACCAGGACUUCACCAAACGUCUUUACCCAGAGACCAAGAUUAUUAAGACCCCAGGCAAAGGUUGGGGCCUGAUCUGCCUGCGGGACAUCAAGAAGGGUGAGUUCGUGAACGAGUACAUUGGAGAGCUGAUCGAUGAGGAGGAGUGCAGGGCGAGAAUCAAAUACGCCCAUGAAAACAACAUAACCGACUUCUACAUGCUCACUAUUGACAAGGACCGAAUCAUUGACGCUGGUCCGAAAGGAAACUACUCUCGCUUCAUGAACCACAGCUGUCAGCCCAACUGCGAGACCCAGAAGUGGACGGUGAAUGGUGACACGCGUGUCGGCUUGUUUGCCAUCUGUGACGUCCCAGCAGGCACUGAGUUGACUUUUAACUACAACCUGGACUGCCUCGGCAAUGAGAAGACGGUGUGCCGCUGCGGUGCACCCAACUGCAGCGGAUUUCUUGGUGAUCGACCAAAGAACUCAAAUGGCCACACAGCUGAGCCAAAAGGCAAGAGGUUGAAGAGAAAGUAUAAAAAGAGGAAAUCUGAGGGAAAGAAGAAGUCUGAGGACGAGUGUUUCCGCUGUGGAGACGGAGGGCAGCUGGUGCUCUGUGACAAGAAGACCUGCACCAAAGCUUAUCACCUGUCCUGCCUGAACCUCACCAAGAGACCAUUCGGCCGCUGGGACUGCCCCUGGCAUCACUGUGACGUCUGUGGGAAAAACUCAGAAGCCUUCUGCCAACUCUGCCCCAACUCCUUCUGCAAGGCUCACCAGGAGGGGGCGCUGCGUCCCUGGCCCCCUACGGGACAGCUGUGCUGUAUGGAGCACGACGAGCUGGAGGGAGCCGACAGCCACGGCCAGGAUGUCAACUCGGAGACGAAUGGUGGCGCCUCUGCUGGCGCUAAUGUCAGUCGUUCUUCUAAAAGCUCCAGGAAGGCGGAGGGAGCAGAGGGCAAAACAAAGGGCUCCAAGAGGAAAGCCACAGACACCUGAAGUGACCUUUCACAGAGCCAAAACACCAAACCAGACUCAGACCCUUACAUCCCCAUCCACACAUAGUGUUUUCACAGGAUCCAAGGCACUGUACAUCUUUAUCAGGGAAAGCCGCUGAUCUCUCACGUGCUCAGCAAUGACUCAUUGCUCAAGAGCAUCGACUUUUUUUUUAUUAUUAUUUUAUAUUUUACCUUUAAAUUUUCAGGCUCUUCCCCUCCCCCUCUUGUCUGCACUGAGGCGACCCAUCUGUGGUGAAGCACAAAUGAACAGAGCAAGCACAGGUCCGGACACUCCUCCCUCCUCCUUCCAUAAACCAAACGGCCUCUUUUCUUACUGUCAGCUUUUCUGAUUUUCCUUUUUUAAACAGAACAAACCAGCUGGUUUCUGCAUUAACACUGAUCCAGCCAGAACUGGAACUGAGCGGCAGUGUCACGGUCUAACUUGAACCUCAGUUGACCCCCCCACCCCCCGUCCCCAACUCAACACGGAUUAUCUUGAACAGCAGAGUUUUAUAGCUAUAUCUAUAUGUGUAUAUCGAAGACCAAAAUUAUAAUUACUGGAGUAGUGUAAGACAUCACACAGGUUGCCAAAUUUAUUGUUUUUAUUUUUAUAUAUAGUAUAUAUAUGCCAGAUGUAAUAUGGAACACCAAGACACUAUGGAUAGGCUUCAGAUGACCUCUUUUCUUUUUGUAGCCAUAGAUCACCUGUAACUGUAGACGUGUGCUGUCAUUUUAUUUUAGCUCAGUUUGAGUUUUUAGAUGAGUUUACUUUUGAAGCAGAGACGCUGAACAGUGUAAAAGCAUGUCCAGUAAACAAGGGAUUACAUAAGGUAUUAAAAACAAGAGCAGUCUGAAACUGCCCUGUGAUAUAAAAACACUACUUGGAAGUUUCCAGGUCUUAAAUACUCGCUGUUCGAUGAUAAACCGCAUUCACUAAGGAAUGACGGUGAUUCCUCUGGAACACGUUUCACAGCUCAGCUCUGAGUCUAAAGGUGCUUUCUCUCUCUCUCUCUCUCUUUUUUAAAAAAAAAAAAAGCCGCUGUAGUGUCUGAAAUCUGAGCUACACAGAUUUUUAGACUUGAAUAAUUUCAUAAUGCUGUCUGAAGACUUUUUAUCAACAUUCAUCUAGAUCUGAGAUUGAGUUUUUUUUUUUUAUAUCCUCAGGAGGUUUUUGUGGUCUCAGAACUGCAUUCCAGUUAUUUAACACUCAAACACUGGCAAACCGUUAGCACACUGGCUGGUUUGUAGUUUUGUCACAUUUUCAGCAAUUAAUGAGCACAGAGGGCAACAUGUUAGACUCUGUGCUGUCAGACACUUGGCUGACCAUUAAACCGCUUAUACUUGUGUUUGGCGUGAUAUAAGUUUAAUAACCUGCUCGCCUCCUCGAGUGUCCGCCCCAUAGACGGUAUAAAAGAUGGGCGUAGCCACCGUGGAUGUAGUCUCAUAAUGAGGCCUCAAGCUGAGGGCUUUCACCGUCUGUGUUUUGAAACCAGGCGUGACGAGUCGUCAUCGGCCGCUGGCUGUCGGUGUUUGCUGAGUCAUGGGUCAGAUUGUGCAGUGUUUCUCUAGAAAGUCUAAAAAGUGAUUUUUGUGCAGCGAGAUCUUUAUUUACCUUCUGCACCAGAAACCCCACCACCACUCUUCAAUUCAUCUCCCGCCCUUUUUUCAAGAACUCCAUUCGAGAUCUAAUUUUCCAGAGUGUUAAAACAAUAUUCCCACAGGUGUGUCUUCAUUUAUGUGACGACUUCAAGGUGCUGAGCUGAGCCAAGCUCUGAAACCACUGCUUCAGAUGUUGAGUCGAGUUUAAAAAUAAAACAAAAGGGACAAAAAAAGACACACACACACACACACACACACACACACACACACACACACACACACACACUAGGGGAGGGAAGAGCACAAUCAGGUUGUUUUUAAUCAUGCAACACCUUCACACCUUGCCAGUUUUUGGGGUGAAACGUGCUGAUGAUGCUUCCUGAAAGGAUUUGUCAUAUUUGGGUGUUACUGCUGCUGGUGUCCUUCGGGUCAGUUAUGAGGCUUUUGUUGAGCAACACUGAAGCUACAGACUGCGCUCGUGCCUUGAACUUCAUAUCUGUCUGACUGUUUAAAGUCUCUCUUCCAAACAGGUGGUUUUUUGUUUUUUUUUUUUAUCUCUUAAAAAAAAAUCACUCAACCAUAUUUUACUUGUACAGAUCCAUCA